Aspergillus ruber CBS 135680 is the source of this 318-nucleotide messenger RNA. RefSeq lists its product as uncharacterized. Lineage: Eukaryota; Fungi; Ascomycota; Eurotiomycetes; Eurotiales; Aspergillaceae. The coding region runs from base 1 to 318 and encodes 105 amino acids. The record is from RefSeq and is a predicted model, not a curated record. The transcript has 3 exons.
AUGGCAGGUGCUAUAUUUAUAUCUGAGAAUCAAACUUCGUAUUCGGAGCUGUGGCACUCCCUUCUUGCAGAGCAGGGAGAUUGGCUACAUUGUGCUAUGUUUUUGAAUAUGUGUUUCUCUGAUAAUGUUGAAUGUGUAUCAAAAUGCACCAUUGCUAACAGGGCCAGAUCCGUCGACACGUUAAUGCGCUUCGGUAUGGGCAUCCUGUUAACUCUCGAAGAAGAUGAGAUGAUUGCCCCAAUUGUGAAACAAUGUUAUUUUGCCCUAGGCCUAUCGAAUGACUACUUCUCCUUCGAUGUUGAGUGGGAGAGAUUUUAG